AUGGAUGAUAUAAGUGGAGAACAGACAUUUCCUCGAAUAAACCGUUUGUUGGAGUACGUUGGAAACCCCCAAUUCAGUUUGAAAAUCCUUCAUAUAGCCGGAACAAAUGGUAAGGAGACCGUAUCUACUUUUUUGACAUCUAUAUUACAGCAUCCUGAAUCACAGCGGCAAAAGGUCUUGAUUGGUAGAUAUACUACGUCUUUCUUGCUCAAUGCUAGAGAAAACAUCUGCAUAAAUAAUGAAGCAAUUUCCUUGACUGAAUAUACUAGAAUUGAGAAUAAGCUUGUCGGAGUGAAUGAGUCUUUAAGUUUACGAUGUAACAGUCUCGAGCUGCUAACCGGUAUAGCAUUAGUAUAUUUUGCCAAAAAUAGUUGCCAGUGGUGUAUAAUAGAGACUGGAUCAGCUGGAAAACAGGACCCUGCGAGUAUAAUUGCCGGUCAAAAUAGGAUUUGUUGUGCGAUUACCAGUGUCGGUAGAAGCGAUGAAGCGUUUUUAUACAAAAUUUUGUCUCAAAUUUCUGACUGCCAUUCCAAAAAUAUCAAUCGUAUUACACCAUUUACGGUAUUAGACGGGUCAAACGAUGAACUUGUAAAAACUACGAUAACGAAAAGAUGCCAUGACGUCGGGUGCCAAUUAAAAAUCACUGAUCCUUCACUUGGUGAUUGUAUUAUACGUACAGACUCAUGGGGUACUCUUGAAAUCUAUCAUCUACUAUAUAAUGAAGAAGAGUACCAAAUAUUUAAUCUAAGAGUUGCAAUUGCAGUUUUAGACUAUUUGAAUAAGGAACAAAAGGUUUCUCUUUCGAAGAAUCAACUAUCUAAGGGUCUGAUAUCUAUCGAUUGGCCAAGAAGUUUACAUCGGUUGAAUUACUGCUAUGAAUCUAACAGUGGUAAGACAAUCGCAUUAUUACUGGACAACGCAAAUAAUGCCAAGGCAGCCCAAAACUUAGCUGGACAUUUGAGGGCCAAAUACGGCGAGACGCCCUUAACGUUUGUCAUUGCGAUAACAUCUGGGAAGAGAGUACCGCCCUUGCUUGAUCCGUUGAUACGUUCGCAAGAUCAUGUAAUAGUGACUAGAUUUGGAUCUGUGGUAGGUAUGCCGUGGAUCCAAUCUCUGGAGCCGAUGCAUCUUUUUACAUUCAUCAAAGAUCGAUACACAAGGAAUGUUAACAUACAGCCAGACCUUCAAAGUGUUUGGAAUUUUAUUGAAACAACCGGGUUGAAAACAGUGGUUCCCGUUAUCGUGUGUGGAUCGCUAUACAUCUGCAAAGAGUUGUUGCGUCUACACAACUGUCAUUUGCCAGUAUGA
Molecule: messenger RNA, 1308 nt
Organism: Saccharomyces mikatae IFO 1815
Lineage: Eukaryota; Fungi; Ascomycota; Saccharomycetes; Saccharomycetales; Saccharomycetaceae
Gene: RMA1
Product: putative tetrahydrofolate synthase
Exons: 1
Coding region: 1-1308 (435 amino acids)
Biological process (GO): folic acid-containing compound biosynthetic process
Cellular component (GO): cytoplasm; cytosol; mitochondrion
Molecular function (GO): tetrahydrofolylpolyglutamate synthase activity; dihydrofolate synthase activity; ATP binding
Source: RefSeq, a predicted model, not a curated record